CAUAUAUUGCCUAUACUCUAAAGUAUAGUUUCAAUAAUUAUUUUUUCCUUAAGCCCAAUAAUUAACCAUUUGUUGCAAGUUGCAGGCUGCUUCUUCUUUAGCAAAACAGAGGUUGUUGUCACGUUGAGAUAUACAGCUUUAUAGCGUCCCUGAUUCUAUUAGCACCAAGAAGUUAGAAAAUCUCCUAUUAGUUUUCCUGAUUAAAGAUAUGAAGGGUUUUUUCAAAACGGAGAGUGAGACAAGGAAACAUUCAGACAAGAACGGGAGCUUGUUGCACGAGGAGCUAAUCGCGUGUUCAGAUGGUAAAUACAAUCCAAUCCGAAUGUUUUCGUCUGAUCAAAUUCUUAAAGCAACAAACAACUUCGACGCAGAUCAUAUCAUAGCAAAAGAUAGAUUUAUAUGGUACAAGGGUACUAUAGAAGAACGGAGAGUACUCAUCAAGAAAUGGGAAGGAGAUUAUGUCCUUUUUUCUUCUCCUGAAAAUGUUUACCGCGAUAUAGCGGUUUUGUCGAUGAUGAGCAGUCACAAGAACGUUUUGAAGCUGUUGGGUUGCUGUGUGGAGUUUUAUAAACCGGUUCUGGUUUGUGAGUUAGCAGAGAAAGGACCUCUAAAACUCGAGGACAUGGACGGUACUCCGUUACCUUGGAGUGCAAGGUUAAAGAUCGGGAAGGAUAUUGCAAAUGCGGUAGCUUAUCUUCACACAGCUUUUCCUCGAGUCAUAAUCAACAGGGAUGUAAGACCUCAAAACAUAUUCUUGGACGAAGAUGGGACUGCGAAGCUCUCUUCUUUCUGUUUGAGAAUAUCGAUCCCUGAGGGAGAAUCAUCUGUGUAUGAUGAUAAAGUAGUUUAUGGGGUAUCCGUUGAUCCGGAGUAUAAUGGAACAGGUUUAGUUUCCGAAAAGUUUGAUGUCUAUAGCUUUGGAGUUACAAUGCUGUUUCUUCUAGGCGGAGAGCUUGGCCUAACCUGGUUAUCUGCUAUCAUUGGGGAGUUUGGAUUCCCAUUUCCUGGUUGUGGUGAAGAAUUAGCGGAUCAGUUCAUGUAUGUCAUAGAUUCAAACAUAUGGAACGGUGAGAGUGAAGCAUCUGCUGUGCAAGUGGAAACGUUUUUUGGGCUUGCUUUGAGAUGUAUCAGAUUCUGGCCAGGACAAGACGUGCUUACAAUGAUCGAUGUCGCCAAAGAGCUUAAGGGGAUAGAAGAACUUUUCAAAGCGUCUUCAUCCGAACAGGACAAAGAACAAAUUGAUCAAGUCAACUACUCUGUGUAAAGUUUGAAACUCUUUCCUUGUAAUGAAUCUUUCUCUGUUUUCAGAUAUCUCUUGCUUUGAAUAAGUAAUUUAUGAAUAGGUUGAAUCAUAUGUUACCUAAAGGCAGAUUCAUUCAUUCAUCGGAUUUCUCUUCUAUCCGUCGAAAACUAAUCAUCUCAAAGUUGAAAACCUUGAAUCUAAAAUCUUUUACUGCCUAUACUCAAAAUCUUUUUGACAAGUUUUUUUUUUUGACAAGUUUCAUACAAAAGCAAUCAACAACACUCAAAUUUUGAAGAAAAAAACGAAUCUAGUCAAAAGUUC
Molecule: messenger RNA, 1564 nt
Organism: Arabidopsis thaliana (thale cress)
Lineage: Eukaryota; Viridiplantae; Streptophyta; Magnoliopsida; Brassicales; Brassicaceae
Product: Protein kinase superfamily protein
Exons: 1
Coding region: 209-1264 (351 amino acids)
Biological process (GO): cell surface receptor signaling pathway; defense response to bacterium; response to temperature stimulus
Molecular function (GO): protein kinase activity; ATP binding
Source: RefSeq, marked reviewed